AUGUCCGAUCAAUAUGAUCGCGAUCAUCUCACGGCGUCCGAGUACGAGGAUGAGUUUGAGGGAGAACACGAACAUGAACUUGACGAAGAUGCUUCGGAUGAAUCUGCCACUGAAGACGGCAACGACUUUAUCGACAUGGAGGCGGUCGAAUCCGAUAACCAGUCUGAGGAUGAAUUCGACGAGCGCGAGUUUUACUCAUUCCCUCAGUUCUGUCUCCUCCCCAUCGAACUCCGCGCGCUGAUCUGGGGUUUCUUCGAUUACGAUCUGAAAUCGAAAGGGCGGGUUAUGCAGGUCAUGGUGAUGGAGUCGGACCUCUGGCAGAGCGCCGUCUUAGAACAACAGACUGCCUCGGCACGCGCCAUGCUCGCCACCCACAAAGAAAGCCGCGCGCUUGCCUUGAAGUCGUACCCCGACACAUUCACCAUUCGCGGAGGAUCUGCAGUCAUUCGCUGCGAUCCAGACCAGGACAUUAUUCUCUUAUCCGCUCACCAAAUGGUCACGGAGGAUUCAGCCUACGCCAUCACUCGUCAGCUUAGAAACAUUAGGUGUUUCGCCGUGGACGAUAAAGACUUUCGCUUCGACGGAGAAAUUUGGACGGCACUACGCGCCUUAGAGAACGUGAAGACUGUCUACUCCUGCUUUGAAGCUUCCGAAAUGAAACCUCAAGGGUUGCAAGGAUUUGUGUCUAAUGAGGCCAAUAAAUUCUACGUACAGACAACCGAAGAGGAGCCGGGUCUAGGCGAAGAUCUCGAGUUCUUGUAUUGCUGGACUCGUUCGGAGACAAGCCCAGAGACAGCUGCAUAUGAGUUCAUAGAAGCAAACCCAAUCUGGGCAGGCGUUAUGGGCACCGAGAUUUGGCCUAUGGUCAGAUUCUCGUUCGAGAAGGGUCUAAGAUACCACGACAGGAUCAAGUUUGCCACCUUGCGCGAGGGCGAAUGGGAGGACAAAUGGGUUCCCGGUUCCGAAGCUGACUCUGAAGAUGGAUCUGCGGGCUCCGACGACGAAGACGACGACGACGAGGAUGAGUCCGAUCUUGAUGGUUUCAUCGUUGACGAAUCACUUGGUGAGGGCGAAGAGUCAACCGCGGACGAGGUCGAGGAUACGGUGGUGGACCAAUCAUCUGACGAGGAUCAUGUGUCGACAUUCAAUGGCUUCUCUUCUCCUCAAGAUGACACCGGUCUGACUGAGGACGACGGCAUCACAGCGGCUCGUUUCUCCAGCCUAGAGCCGGAUCCGGAUCCAGCUGGCGCUGACGACUCGGAUGAUUCCGUAGUCGAAGUGCCACCCCCCAUUGCCAAGGCACACAAGCGGCAUAUCGUAUCUUCUGAAGAAGAAGAAGAUACGGACGACGAUAGCGAAGCCCGCAAGAGACAGCCACGCCCUACCAAGCGCGCUCGGAUUGUCCUUUCCGAUACCGAGGAUGAAGGCAACAGUGACACCAGAGACGAGGACCGAAAAAGUACGAAGAAGCAGUCUCGCGGUACCAAACGACAACGCGUCGUGCUUUCUGAUUCCGAAGACGAGGACAGCGUUCAAGAGAUCUCUCCACCUGCUAGACACGGUGGGGAUGCUGCGGAGGAAGAUGAACGCUCGCAGGAAGAUUCUGACGACGAUGACGGAGAGGAGGAUUCGGAUGAGGAGCCAGCUAAAGAAAAGCAGAUGUCGCUCCUUGCUCGAAUACAGCAGUUUCGGUCCGAUGUCCCCGUCCCAGAUUCUGGAUCCGAUGCAGAGUCUCGUGCCUCCGCACUAGACGAUGACGACGCCCGCAGCGACUUCCAGGAUGACGAAGAUGACAAGGAUGUCUUGGAACUAGGAGGAGAUGAGGAAUACGACGAGGGUGAGGAUGCUUGGUAA
Molecule: messenger RNA, 1854 nt
Organism: Anthostomella pinea
Lineage: Eukaryota; Fungi; Ascomycota; Sordariomycetes; Xylariales; Xylariaceae
Source: the annotation of a GenBank genome assembly